Messenger RNA from Dryobates pubescens (Downy woodpecker), 1731 nucleotides. RefSeq names its product tetratricopeptide repeat domain 39C (gene TTC39C). Lineage: Eukaryota; Metazoa; Chordata; Aves; Piciformes; Picidae. The record is from RefSeq and is a predicted model, not a curated record. Bases 1 to 1731 code for a protein of 576 amino acids. The transcript is spliced from 14 exons. Gene Ontology annotation, biological process: cilium assembly; otolith morphogenesis. Gene Ontology annotation, molecular function: protein binding.
AUGGCCGGCUCGGAGCAGCCGCCGCCGCGGCGAGAGGACGGCGAAGCGCCGCUGCCCAUCGAGGACGCGGAGCUGGCGCUGGCCGGCAUUAACAUGCUGCUGAACAACGGCUUCCGCGAGUCCGACCAGCUCUUCAAGAAAUACCGGAACCAGAGCCCAUUAAUGAGUUUUGGAGCCAGCUUUGUCAGUUUUCUGAACGCCAUGAUGACCUUUGAAGAGGAGAAAAUGCAGCUGGCCUGUGAUGACUUAAAGGCUACAGAGAAGCUCUGUGAAAGUGAAGAAGCUGGAGUUAUAGAAACAAUCAAGAAUAAAAUUAAAAAGAAUGUGGAUGGACGCAAAUCCACUCUCUCCAUGAUCGAUCGUCUCCAGAGGCAAAUCAUCGUAGCAGACUGCCAGGUCUACUUGGCUGUGCUCUCCUUUGUGAAACAAGAGCUAUCAGCAUACAUCAAAGGCGGGUGGAUCCUCCGCAAAGCCUGGAAGAUUUACAACAAGUGCUACACAGACAUUAACACCCUGCAGGAAAUCUAUCAGAAGCAAAGAGCCGAGGAAGCCCUGCCUGGCGAUGCCGCCAAUGACAAUCACAUUGCUGCAGAGGGUGUAACGGAGGACUCGCUAAACAGACUGAAAGGUGCCGUUAGCUUUGGAUACGGACUUUUCCAUCUUUGCAUAUCCAUGGUGCCCCCCAACCUGCUCAAAAUCAUCAACCUGCUGGGUUUUCCUGGAGACCGCCUGCAGGGCCUCUCUUCACUGAUGUAUGCAAGUGAAAGUAAGGACAUGAAGGCCCCUUUAGCUACAUUAGCUCUCUUGUGGUACCACACAGUUGUUCGUCCCUUUUUUGCCCUCGAUGGCAGUGAUAACAAGGCAGGAUUGAAAGAGGCAAAGGAAAUCCUUGCCAAAAAAGAGUCUGCUUACCCCAAUUCUUCUCUGUUCAUGUUCUUCAAGGGGAGGAUACAGCGAUUAGAGUGUCAAAUCAACAGUGCCUUGACCUCAUUUCAUACUGCUUUGGAACUUGCAACAGACCAAAGGGAGAUUCAGCAUGUCUGCUUAUAUGAAAUAGGUUGGUGCAGCAUGAUAGAGAUGAAUUUCAAAGAUGCAUUUGAAUCCUUUGAGAGGCUGAAAAAUGAAUCCAGGUGGUCCCAGUGCUACUAUGCUUAUCUAACAGCAGUGUGUCAGGGAGCCACUGGUGAUGUCAGUGGUGCUCAGAACGUCUUCAAGGAGGUGCAGAAGCUCUUCAAGAGGAAAAACAACCAGAUUGAGCAGUUCUCAGUGAAAAAGGCAGAGCGGUUCAGAAAGCAAACGCCGACGAAGGAGCUCUGUGUGCUGGCAUCCAUUGAAGUGCUGUACUUAUGGAAAGCUCUUCCCAACUGCUCCCUCUCCAACUUGCAGCACAUGAGCCAAGCUUGCCAGGAUGUUGAUGAUUCAUCAGCUGUUGGGUUGAGGAAUUUGCUCCUUGGUGCCAUACACAAAUGCUUAGGGAACUCUGAAGAUGCUGUUCAGUACUUCCAGCGAGCUGCUAAGGAUGAGCUGUGCCGGCAGAACAAUCUGUACAUCCAGCCCUACGCGUGCUAUGAGCUGGGCUGUCUCCUCUUGGACAAUCCAGAGACUGUGCCAAGAGGCAAAACCUUACUGCUCCAAGCCAAGGAGGAAUUCAGUGGCUAUGACUUUGAGAACAGAUUGCACGUCCGCAUCCACGCAGCCUUAGCCUCUCUGAGGGAAGUGGUUCCGCAGUGA